AAAUAAAAAAAAUAUAAAUAAAAAAAUAAAAAAAUGGGUAAAGUUAUCAGAGCCUAAAGAAAAGGACGUGCAAAUGGUGUUUUCAAAGCACACAAAAGUGGAAGAAUUGCUCCUGCCUAAUACAGAGUAUAUGAUUUUGCUGAAAGAUAAGGUUACAUUAGAGGUUGUGUUAGAGAAAUUUUACAUGAACCUGGUAGAGGAGCUCCUUUGGUUAAAGUUGAUUUCAAAGAUCCCUAUAGAUACAAACAUAACAAAGAAUAUUUCAUUGCUGCUGAAGGAUAAUACAGUGGAUAAUACGUUUACUGUGGUUUGAAAGCAGGUAUUUCCGUAGGAAAUGUACUCCCAAUAAAUAAAAUCCCAGAAGGUACAGUUGUAUGUAAUGUGGAAGAAAAAGUCGGAGACAGAGGUGCUUACUCAAGAGCUUCUGGAACAUACGCAACUAUUAUUGGACAUUCAGAAGAUGGAAGUAAGACCAGAAUCAGAUUACCUUCCGGAUGUAGAAAAACUAUCAAUGGAGAUUGCAGAGCUACAAUUGGAGUAGUAGCUGGAGGUGGUAGAACUGAUAAACCUAUAUUGAAAGCCGGUAACUAGUUCCAUAAAUAUGCUAAAAAGAGAAAAAAUUGGCCUAAGGUUAGAGGUGUAGCAAUGAACCCCGUAGACCAUCCUCAUGGUGGUGGUAACUAAUAACAUAUUGGUCAUCCUUCUACUGUUUCUAAGUAGUCUUGCCCUGGUCAAAAGGUUGGUUUAAGAGGUGCCAGAAGAACUGGUCUUAUUAGAGGUGGUCAAAAAGAAAAAUCGCUAUGAAAUCUGCUGCUGCUGGUGGUGUUUGAUUAUCUUUUAAAUGAAAGAAAGUAUUUUUUUUUCAAAACCUUUUUUUAUUUAAACUUAUUUAAUAUUCGGCUAUUUUAUAAGUUUAUAUUUUUUUAUGCUGCUUAUGCUUUUUUUUUCAUGUUGUAGUUGUUUUUUUAUAAAUUAUUUAAACUUAUUAAAAUUAGGAAUGUUUUUUU
Ichthyophthirius multifiliis is the source of this 1007-nucleotide messenger RNA. RefSeq names its product large subunit ribosomal protein 2, putative. The transcript has 3 exons. Gene Ontology annotation, cellular component: cytosolic large ribosomal subunit; ribosome. Gene Ontology annotation, biological process: cytoplasmic translation. The record is from RefSeq and is a predicted model, not a curated record. NCBI's taxonomy places the organism in Eukaryota, Ciliophora, Oligohymenophorea, Hymenostomatida. Gene Ontology annotation, molecular function: structural constituent of ribosome; RNA binding.